Protopterus annectens (West African lungfish) is the source of this 5325-nucleotide messenger RNA. It is a transcript of the gene MOCS1, whose product is annotated as molybdenum cofactor synthesis 1. NCBI's taxonomy places the organism in Eukaryota, Metazoa, Chordata, Ceratodontiformes, Protopteridae. Gene Ontology annotation, biological process: Mo-molybdopterin cofactor biosynthetic process. Gene Ontology annotation, molecular function: metal ion binding; GTP 3',8'-cyclase activity; cyclic pyranopterin monophosphate synthase activity. Bases 153 to 2234 code for a protein of 693 amino acids. The transcript has 11 exons. The record is from RefSeq and is a predicted model, not a curated record.
GCUGCUAUCGUUGACUGUUGCCAAGCGAAUCUCCACCUUUGUUUUUUGUGUCCCGCCUCUUUGCCUAAUAACUUGGAGGUGCUGGUUUGAGCGUGAGGUGGUAUAUUCUACAGAGGCUGUAGGUGGGCGGUUUCCAGCCUUUGCUGUUUAGUAUGGCACUGCGAACUGGUGCAAAGUUUGGGAUGGCCUUGUUACAGGGGUUUCACCGCGGAGUCCUCAAGGUAGCUACCCAGAAGUGGGACGUAGGGUCGAGAUGGGAGAGUUACUUAUCGGUGGGAGUUCCAGCUACGCAGAAGGCUUUGCAGGAGGAUGAGAUGAAUGUGGACAGAAAAAGUUUUCUGAAACAUGCACUUCCUUUCUCUGCCUUCCUGACUGAUGGUUUUGGACGCCAGCACGAUUACUUGCGGAUAUCUGUAACCGAGAAAUGCAACCUACGAUGUCAGUACUGCAUGCCAGAAGAAGGUGUAUCAUUAACCCCUAAACCUCAUCUUCUAACGACAGAGGAAAUCAUUACAUUAGCAAAGCUGUUUGUAAAAGAGGGGGUCAAUAAGAUUCGUCUGACUGGUGGGGAACCACUCAUCAGACCUGAUAUUGCAUACAUAAUAGCUGAAUUACGAAAACUACCAGGUCUCCGUACAGUUGCUAUAACAACCAAUGGGAUAAAUCUCUCUCGGCAGCUUCCUACGUUGAAAGAGGCUGGUCUUGAUUUAAUUAACAUCAGCUUGGAUUCUCUGGUGCCAGCAAAAUUUGAGUUCAUUGUUAGGAGAAAAGGUUUCCAUAAGGUAAUGGAAGGAAUCAGCAAAGCAAUUGAGCUUGGAUAUAGUCCUGUUAAGGUGAACUGUGUAGUGAUGAGGGGUUUGAAUGAAGAUGAAGUUGUUGAUUUUGUGGCCCUUACAGAGAAGAUGCCUCUUGAUGUCAGAUUUAUUGAAUACAUGCCUUUCAAUGGUAACAGGUGGAACUUCAGAAAGAUGGUGAGCUAUCAGGAAAUGCUAGACCGAGUAAAAGAGACAUGGCCUACACUGGAGAAGCUGCCUUCAGGCAAAUCUGACACUGCAAAGGCCUACCAAGUGCCAGGCUUCAUGGGACACAUAGGCUUCAUCACUUCCAUGUCAGACCACUUCUGUGGUUCCUGCAACCGGUUGAGGAUCACUGCAGAUGGAAACCUUAAGGUAUGUCUGUUUGGAAAUGCUGAAGUUUCUUUAAGAGAUUAUUUGCGCAGUGGAGCCUCAGAAGAGGCGCUUCUUCAGAUCAUUGGAGCAGCAGUAGCCAGGAAGAAGAAACAGCAUGCUGGUAUGUUCAGUCUCUCUCAGAUGAAGAAUCGGCCUAUGAUCCUGAUUGGCAAUGACCUUUGCCCAUCACUGGUAGCAGUACACACAGUGCAAAAAUCCGUAGAUAAGAAGAAAGAUCGGAGCUUGAGCUGCAAUCCGCAUUUAAAUGAAAAAAUGGAACCAGCAUUAAAGAAAAAUGUAUUUACAAGAUAUGGAAAUUUGUCACUGCUGCUCUUCAGACAAAUUCUUGCAAAUGAAAGACAGCUAAAUUUCCGAACAUAUUGUGCCACCAGCAGAAAUUCAAGUGCUACCUCUGAUAUGCUGUGCCUUAACGAUGCUUCUCUUGAAAACAAAAAUAAGGUUUUAACAAGUAUUUCCAAUAGAAAUGUUGAGGGGGCUUCAUUUUGGGAGGAGGGCUCAUGUUUGGAAAGAAACCAUAUUACUCAGAAGGAUGCUUAUGCAAAGCAGGAUUUUAAUGUACCAUCAUGUGCAGAUAAUCUGACACACACAGAUUCACAAGGCAGGGCCACAAUGGUAGACGUCAGCAGCAAGCAUGACUCUGAACGUACUGCUGUUGCUACUGCUGUUGUAAACUUAGGAGAAAAGGCUUUUAAGCUACUGCAGGAAAACCAGCUAAAGAAGGGAGAUGCCCUUACAGUGGCACAGAUUGCAGGCAUCUUGGCUGCCAAACAGACCAGUCAGCUAAUACCUCUGUGUCAUAACAUUCCGUUAAACAAAGUCAGUGUCCUUUUUGAAAUGGAUGAAAGCAGAUAUGUAGUGGUGAUCAAAUCUGUUUGUCACACAACCUGGAAAACUGGUGUGGAAAUGGAAGCAUUGGUAGCUGCAAGUAUCGCAGCACUUAGCAUAUAUGACAUGUGCAAGGCCGUUACUCAUGGAAUUGUCAUAGAUGAAGUAAAGCUGCUCAGUAAGACAGGGGGGCAGAGGGGCGAUUUCUACUGCUUCUAGUAAGGUUUCACAUUUCAGACUGACAAAAUUCCUCAUGAGGACAAUUCACAUAUGUGCGAAGAAGCCUGGUACAGUUCAAACAGCCUAGAAUGCAUGGCACUGCUUGCACAACUUUUUGUCACACUUCUUAUGUGAGCUUGGUAUAAAUUGCUAGUGAAGUGUUGCUGUUUGAUAGUAAAGUGUCUAAUAUUUAGCAUUCUGAAAUGUAUUUCACAAUCACCGACAAAAAAAACUAAACACUGUAGUGAACAGCUGAAUACAAAAUACCAGGUUAUGUCUUUAUUUUUUGCUAGGUUUUCUAGCUAUACAGAAUCUCCUGAGUGCAGCUUAAACUGUAGAUCUGUGACAUGAACACUUAGUGCUAUAUAAAGAAAAAUUAGCUUGAGAAAAAAAGACAGUUCUGCAGUAAAAUUUAGUGUGCAUUUGGCCUUGUGACCCAGAAAUGUAGUUUUAAAAAUAGUGUCACUGGGUGUUAAAAGAAGUACGAGGUGGCACAUUGAGUUGUAGCAUGUGUUGGGUCAUGUUGAUGGUGUGCUGUCAUUGGGUAGUGAGACUUGUCUCUGCUUCUUUAGCUGAGAGGUUGAGAGCAAUUGCAGACACAAAUACAAAGUCACUGUUGUCAAGUUGGGUUUUGUGUUUUAUUUUAGCUUGUUGCUAACAAUGGCAGCCUAUCAGUCAGGAUGGUGAAAUGGAGUUAUUGACCUUUAUCAUCUUUUGGAAUAUAGACUAAUAUUUGAAUUAGCCCACAGUCAUUCGAGAUCAUUCUUUGUCGCUGACAUAUCAUGUAGAGUAUCUGCGUUGAGAGCUUUGCAGUACCCAGCUAGUGGAACCAAAUAAAAUAUACAGUGAGUUGAUUCAUAGACCGCUCAUGAAUUUUAAGGGUACAAGGGUAAGUCCUGUAUUCACAACUAUUUUGUGUGCUUUUUUUUUACAGAAGGAUUUGCUUACCAGUGAUGCUAGUGUUUCAUAUGUGCUGAUCUAGCAAACUUCUUUACAGGUGUAAUUUUAGUACUGAUUAGACAAUUCAUGUUUAAUCUUCUGAUAAUUUAUUUCUUAUCCAUACUGGAGUAACUACUGUAUACUCCUAAAUGUAGCCACUGCUCUGUCAAUGAGACAGUUUUCGUAAACUUUUUCCGUACUAAUAUCGCUAACUCACUGACUUAUCUAGAGGGUUUAUACCACUUGCUUGUUUUGUGUAAAAAUUGUGUAUGUAGAUGGGGCAAAUGUUUGUGUUUAGGGUAAAAAUACUAUGGCAUAUUUGCCUAGCUGAGAGUCAGAUUUCUGUAUUCACUAGUUUUCUCAAAUAUUUGCAGUAUUACAGUAUUGGCAUUUUAAGAACACCAAUCCACUCAAGUCUUGCAAUUUCUUGGCAGAACUUUUAACUUGCUUGGAAUAUUAGGCAGUAGCACAAGAACUGUUCAUGUAUAGUUAAUUAAUUAUAGUUUUGAAAAAAAUAUAAUAUUCUCCUGCUUCAUACGAAGUUUGCAUAAGUUCUUCAAGUAAAUGACUUGUAAUACAGCACUUUGUGCUUGAGUCAGUAUCUCGGUCACUUCCACCACUUCAGAAACAAUAGUUUUCCAUUUCUUCAAAGAAGACUAAUAACGUUUUAUAGUUUUAGAUGUAGUUUGUAACAUUUUAGCACAUAACCAAAUCAGUGUACUAUUGCUUUCCUUUCCAUAUUUAUCUGUUUUGUUUGCCUUUUUAAGAACAAUGAUUCCUUCACAGUGUUCAUUACUUGCUCUCUUCCAUAAAAUGCACAUAUGAGAAAAGGAAAAACUCACACACACACUGCUUGAAACUUGUGCAGUUGUUGUCACAGCAGUAUAGCAUUAAUACUCAAUAAUGUUACAAAGCACUUACAGUUUUAGUUAAGAUAUGAAAAUAAAAUACAUUAUAUAUUGUACAGAAAGUUUUAGUUAGAUAUGAAAAUAAAACUAGAUCAUAUACUUUGCAAAAAUUUUGUAAACUAUAUUUUUGACAUUGAUGGUGAUGGUGAGGCAGAUACAUAUGUACAAAUUGGUUGUCUCAUUCAAUACCCGUAACAGAACAAAAAUUAUCUCUGUGUAUGCAUUAUGAAUAACUAUAUGCAUGUAUAAAACCUACUUGAUGAGAUACACUUUGUCCAGCAGUCUUAAUUCUGUUUCAUAAUGUUGUGGAAUUCAUUUAAAUAUAAAUUUUAUAUCAUUAAUUAUAAAGCUGUUUGCACUUUACUGAAGUUGUCACUGAACUGCAAAGUUUUACUUUUAUACUAUAUAAAGAUAAAAUAAUAUGCACCAAUUCUGAUGCCUUCUUUUUUACUUCAUUGUGAUUUAUGGGGAGCUGAAAGAUUGAUAGUGUACAUGCAGUUUAUUAUUAAUGUUUUUUACCUCUCAUUUUCACCUGUUUUGAAUGUUGCAGAUUCAUUUGUAGAAUAUUCAGUGUGUUUUUAAAUAGUGUGCAUGGAGUUUUAUUAACAUUUUUUGUACCUCUUCAUUUCCCACUAAUUGACACUUGCAGAUUAUACACAGUUGUAGAACACAAAAUUAUUUAUUUAAUUUGUGCACCCCAGGUGAUACCAUGAAACAUGUUCCCAGAUUGCUGCAGAUGUAUCAUACCACUGGACAAAAGCUAGAAUGAGCUUACACUGGUGCUUUCCACAAAAGCUUUAUUUACAGUUUUGCAUAAACAGACUUGCAAAAAAAAGAAAAAAAUAGUCAUGUUAGAAAACAUUGAAGUCAUCAUUCAUAGCAAUAAUGAAAAGUAUUUUUGCACCACUCCUAAUCAUGUAAAAGAAAGUGAAGGAGAGAUGGAGAGGAGAAGACUGUAUGACUAUUACCUGUUGAAUGAGAUUGUUUUCUGAUCGUGUUUUCUGUUAGGCAGAGUCAUCAACAAGUUUCGACUGCUGUUUAUACUAGUUGAUACCUUCUGGCAGCUAAACAAGUAGUAUAUAAUUUACAAAAAAAGCCUAAAAACAUGAUCAAUAAAAAUUCCAACAAUCACCUGAAACUUAGGUGAGGUGUGCAGAUCUGAGUCCUGAGACAAAGAAUUGCCAUUUUCAGCAGACAUUAAUAGUGCAGCUGGACUUAUUUCUGAUGGGGAGAAAUCUUUUUAU